AUGUCCCUUCCUUUGCUUUGUCUCUUCCUACUCCUGCAGUCUUUGUUUACAUCAGGGGAAGUGACUCACCAGAGAUGCUUUGAUUACUGGAAGCCCAACACCUACAUGAAGGCUGACAUAAUCCUAGGUGCAUUUGUCCCCAUUUACAUCACAAUAGAAGGAUUCUACAAAAGCCAUAUAUUUUUUGAGAUCAAACCGGAUAUACUUGAUAAUUUUCGAGGGAGAUGGAAAAACUAUCAAUAUUUGCUGGCCUUCUACUUUGCCAUUGAGGAGAUCAAUAAGGAUGUCCACCUGCUUCCCAAUGUGACCUUGGGUUUCCACCGCUACAAUGCCUUUAACUCCCACCGGAGAACCUUGGAGGGCCCUCUGAUGUGGCUGUCUGGAAGGAGGGAGUUUAUCCCUAACUACAAAUGCAAAACUCAACACAAAGCUCUUGGAAUCAUUGCAGGAACCAGGCCUGAAUUUUCUGCUGCAAUUGGAACCCUUUUAGAGCUCUAUAAAGUACCACAAGUAAGUUGGCAAAGUUUUGGUGUCCAUAAUCAAAUAAAACAUCUGACCAAAAGAAAAUGGAGUUGUCUAUGUUUCCUGCUGGUGAUUUCAAAUGAUGAUCUGAAAGGAAAGGAGUUCCUCUCUGACCUGAAAGCAGAGAUGGUAUCAGAAGAUAUCUGUGUGGCUUUUACAGAAAAACUCCAGGCUAAUUGGAAGUAUCAGUUAACAUCUGAUGUUGGGUUGGUGAAUUUGAUCCAACAUACACAAGCAAAUGUGCAUGUAUUCUAUGGUGAUAUAGAUGACUUAGUAUUUUUCUUCAUGAAAACUAAAAUCAUGAAAGCCAUAAGGAAGGUGUGGAUCAUGGCAAAGUCCCACUUAGUUUACUUAGAGUCUGUAUUCUAUGAAAAAAAUUAUUUGAAGGACUUUUUUGAAGGUAGCUUCUCAUUUUCAAAGAAGAGAGAUAUCCCUGGCUUCAAGCCCUUUCUAGAGGCACUUACACCCUCCCAGUACCCAGGUGAGCUUUACUUUAAUAAAUUCUGGAUUGACAAUUUUUAUUGCUCACCUCCUCCUCUGCUAUGUGGAAAUCAUAAACCCUGCCCAGUGAAUACAUCCCUAAAGACAAAGCAAGAAAUAAAUGUGAUGAUCACUUCUGAGCCCAGUUUUUCCAUAUGGAAUGCAGUGUAUUCGGUGGCCCAUGCCCUCCAUAACAUGCUUUUGAGGACAACAGGAAUAGGAUCUCAUGAAGACACAAACCACGAGAGGCUUCUACCCUGGCAGAUCAAUGAAGAUAUGAUUAAAUGGCCAGGCAACUUCAAUCAGACUCCUCAAUCUGUAUGUACACAGAGCUGUGGUCCAGGUUUCUGGAAAAUUCUGGAAGAUGAAAGACCAAUCUGCUGUUUUUCUUGUGUGCUUUGUCCAGAGAGUUACAUUUCCAACGAGACAGAUCAGCAGGAUUGUAUCCCUUGCCCACUUCAAGAGUAUCCAAACCCUGAAAGAAACAUCUGCCUUCCCAAAUCAGUGACAUUCCUGUCCUUUGAGGAUUCUCUGGGCAAGGCUCUGGCCUGCACAGCUCUGUGCUUCUCUGUCAGCACAGCUGUAGUUUUGGGGAUCUUUCUCAAACACCAAGAUUCACCCAUUGUUAAGGCCAAUAACCGGACACUCAGCUUCAUCCUGCUCAUCUCCCUCCUCCUCUGCUUUCUAUGUUCUUUUCUCUUCAUUGGCCACCCAAGCACAGCCUCCUGCAUAUUGCAGCAAAUUGCAUUUGCACUUGUGUUCACUCUGGCUCUUUCCACUGUUUUGGCCAAAACUAUAACUGUAAUUCUGGUCUUUAGAGCCCUGAAGCCAGGAAGGACAAUGAAAAGGCUGCUUGUCUCAGGCAUCCAUAACUCUGUCAUCCCCAUCUGUGUCCUGAUCCAGUUUAUUCUUCUUGGAGUCUGGCUAGGAACCUCACCUCCCUAUAUUGAGGCAGAUGCGCACUCUGAACAGAGUCACAUCAUCAUUUUGUGCAACAAGGGAUCACUUACUGCUUUCUACUGUGUGCUGGGAUACUUGGGGAUCCUGGCCCUAGGGAGCUUCACUCUGGCUUUCCUGGCCAGGAACCUGCCUGACACAUUCAAUGAAGCCAAGUUCCUGACAUUCAGCAUGCUGGUGUUCUGCAGUGUCUGGGUCACCUUCCUCCCUGUCUACCACAGCACCAAGGACAAGGCCAUGGUGGCUGUGGAAAUGUUCUCCAUCUUGACUUCCAGUGCAGGGCUGCUAGGAUGCAUCUUUUUCCCAAAGUGCUAUAUUAUUCUUGUUAAACCUGAUGAAAACUCUUUGAAAUAUUUUAAGAACAAAAUAAAAUCCAGAUAA
Molecule: messenger RNA, 2340 nt
Organism: Peromyscus maniculatus bairdii (prairie deer mouse)
Lineage: Eukaryota; Metazoa; Chordata; Mammalia; Rodentia; Cricetidae
Source: RefSeq, a predicted model, not a curated record